Messenger RNA from Mya arenaria, 1033 nucleotides. Its product is annotated as transforming growth factor-beta-induced protein ig-h3-like. The transcript has 6 exons. The record is from RefSeq and is a predicted model, not a curated record. Lineage: Eukaryota; Metazoa; Mollusca; Bivalvia; Myida; Myidae. The coding region runs from base 53 to 970 and encodes 305 amino acids.
AAAUUAGUGCACAGAUAAGGAACCAGUUCCCUCUGUCAAGUGGAUCAGUCAGAUGAUUGUCACCAUGGAGUGUUUAUUUCUUCUCCUCGGAUUUGUCGUCAGCGCGUACGGACAGACGACGGUGCUGGACGUUUUGAGGCGUUACCAUGACACCACUCUAUACAGCCUCAUCCAAACAGCCGGACUGGACACCGCUCUCUCAGGCACUGGACCAUUCACGGUGUUUGCUCCCUCGAACACCGCGUUCUUGCGUUCUCACGUCAGUCUGACGUCACUCAAGAGUGACCCCGCGGCCUUGGCCCAGCUGCUCAAGCUCCACGUGGUGUCCGGAAAACUCAUGCUUAAUGACCUCAAGGUCAACGAAAAGACGCUGACCGCGCUGUCCGGAGAAACCAUUCGCGUCAACUACUACAUGUAUUAUAACCGUGUGACAGUCGAUGGAGCCUAUAUCAACAGCCCAAAUCACGUGGCCAGUAACGGGGUUGUACACAUGAUAGACCACUUGAUGUUGCCGCCUAACGGAAGUAUUCCCGACAUUCUCGCCUCCACACCCGAACUCUCGACCCUCAAUGCCGCCAUCCAGGCCGCCGGGCUGGGACCAGCUCUUGCAGAGGGACCUUUUACGUUGUUCGCGCCGACGAAUGCAGCCUUUAACAGCCUCGGUAACGCCACUGUGCAGGCACUUCUGGCUGAUACAGAACUCCUCAAAUCGAUUCUGCUGUAUCACGUUAUCCACGGCACCCUGUACACGCGCGGGAUGCACUCCGGCUCCCUCAACACCCUCGAGGCCGUCGAUAGGGAACACCUGCUCGCUUCAAGUUCGUCUGUUUCAACCGGGACGCCUAGUGUUGACAGACAGCGUAUAACGAAGCGUGACGUCAGUGCAAGCAAUGGCGUCAUUCACGAGAUCAGUCACGUGCUCAUUCCAGCCUCGUUCCGGGACGCAGUUUCCAGUCUCAUCACCCCGUGAUGAAAUUGAUAGAAUGAGCUUGAUAUAUUAGGGAACUUUAUAAUAAAGAUGAAAAUAUAAAAA